Neocloeon triangulifer is the source of this 1832-nucleotide messenger RNA. RefSeq names its product protein prenyltransferase alpha subunit repeat-containing protein 1 (gene temp). Gene Ontology annotation, molecular function: protein prenyltransferase activity. The transcript has 5 exons. The record is from RefSeq and is a predicted model, not a curated record. Bases 418 to 1512 code for a protein of 364 amino acids. Gene Ontology annotation, cellular component: cytoplasm. NCBI's taxonomy places the organism in Eukaryota, Metazoa, Arthropoda, Insecta, Ephemeroptera, Baetidae. Gene Ontology annotation, biological process: protein prenylation.
CGCCCCUGAGGAGAGGUUGCGGUGGGUGCAGAAACGCCCAGAGUUUUUGACAGAAUACAAUCGUUAUUCAGUAAAAUACAAACCUAAGUUGCGCCUCCACACCAUUUGGCAUUGGGCUCUCCGACCGACGGCCGAUUCGUGCCGAAUCCAGAUCUCACAACGUAGAUUCUGCCAUCAGAUCACGAGAUCGCGGACGAGCAUCCUUCGGCCUGCUGUUCUCUUUGCCUGCGAGCUGCGUGCAGCACAGACAGCACAGUUAGCCUUAACUGUGAGGGCAGCAGUGUGGCCAACCUGUCUGCUUACUCUCGCUCAGAUUUGUUGGCACGAUUGCUUGUUAUAACAUGUGUUUUUGUUUGUUUGCGACUUCAAUGCACUGAUGCAGCAUUUCAUUGUUACUGGAAAAUUGAACUCUUGCAAAUGUCCUUGCUGGAGGACAACUUUCCCGCUGGGGAAAAGAUCUUGGCUGACAUCGAAAACGUCUUCAAAAACGAUCCUGAACUUGAGGACUUUUUCAUCAUUCCACUAACAGAGAAUCAAAAUAAAUCACCUGUCAUCCACGCUAACCACAGUCUUGGAUUAGAAUCGUGGUGCGUUCAACACGUGUAUUGCUAUGUUUAUGGAAGACUAAUGAACCAUAAAACCAGGAAGAAAAGGGAGGAACAUAAAAGCGUAGUUCGCAUGCUGCGAGGAGCUCUCUUGAUUAAUCCAGAGACAACUACUUUUUGGAACAUGAGCAAGCAGCUGAUUGAUGCCGAGAGAAUCAGCCCUGAAGAAGAUCUUAGGUUCUCAGCUGUUGUGUUGAGUUUCAAACCAAAGUGUUCGGAAGUUUUCACACAUCGGAAGUGGGUGCUGCGAAAAAUUAUUCAGCAACCUGACGUGCAACCUUUUACGAUUAUCAAGCUGCUCCAGGCGGAACUGCGAGUCACCCAAUCGGCAGCUUCCAAAUAUCCGAGCAAUUAUAAUGCGUGGAAUCACAGAAAGUGGGUGUUAGAAUUCCUGGUGCCAAAGGGAGGAGAUGGAAAGGAGGUUUUGAAGCAGGAGCUGAAACAAUCCCACUGGUGGACGUCCAACCAUGUCUCUGACUUCAGUGGCUUGCAGUAUAGACAAUUCAUAAUGCAAAAAAUAUUUGAAUCAUUCUCAUACGAGGACUAUUUAACAUGGAGCGAUUGGUCUCUUGAAUUUCCUGGCCAAAUGGAUGUGCGCUGUUGCAUCAGUUGCGCUGCUGCUGCAAUUCUCGAACAAGAGUUGCAGUCGUCAACCGAUCUAUUGAUUAGGUUCGAGGGGCACGAGUCUCUCUGGUACCACCGUAGAUUCAUCUUGAUAAGCUUGCAGAAAGUCUGCACUAGUGUGCUGUGUGUUAAAUUAGACUUGUCGGUUUUUACCACUGUUAUCAUUAGCGAGUAUUCCUUUUCCAAUAACCUUGCCUGUGACUCGCAAGUACCACACCAAAAAAGACAUGCAAAACAGCAUUCUAGCUGGAUAAAUAAUGCGCUUGGUAUUUCUCCACCCUAGAGAGUUAAUACAAAAAUAAACUCAUUUUCUUUUGAUCAAUCGAGCUGUAUGAACAGUGGAAUUUCCCCAUACAUUGGAUAAAAUGUAAGAAAGAACGAGAAUUAAAUUGAUGGUCUGAUGUGCCCCUUAAUAUUAUUGAGAACAAUUGAAAGUUAAAUUAAUUUUUUUUAGAAUUUACAAUUUUUGAAUCUAUUAAUUUUUCUCCAAUUUGAAAGAAUCCAAGUCGUACUUUACAUUCCUGUAGUAACAACUUUGAAGUGAUUUUUUGAUUGCAAUAACUUUUGGUUCCUUUUAAAUAAAUUAAAAAAUAAAUAAAUAGA